Messenger RNA from Anopheles stephensi (Asian malaria mosquito), 5305 nucleotides. Its product is annotated as zinc finger matrin-type protein CG9776-like. Gene Ontology annotation, cellular component: nucleoplasm. Gene Ontology annotation, molecular function: zinc ion binding; nucleic acid binding. Bases 154 to 4902 code for a protein of 1582 amino acids. Gene Ontology annotation, biological process: positive regulation of DNA-templated transcription; negative regulation of DNA-templated transcription. The record is from RefSeq and is a predicted model, not a curated record. Lineage: Eukaryota; Metazoa; Arthropoda; Insecta; Diptera; Culicidae. The transcript has 7 exons.
GUAUCAACCUUGUUUGUGACUUUAACGCGAGGAAGUGCAAGACCACUUGUGCCGUGUGCGGAAUUGUCGCAAAAUUGUGAUAAAAUAACGCAUUUCCGACGCAAGCAGUACUUUAGUUCCGUUCGUUCUCUAUGCCCGCCAUAGACCGUCAUCAUGGAGAAAAUUGAAGACGACAAGGGCCGCAAAUCGCCGCCGGAGAAAAGUUCGAAGAAGAAAAGUGACCGAAAGUCACGCUCCCGUACCCGGAGCCGCAGUACCAGCCGUACGGACAAGCGGCGCAGCCAUUCGAGAAGCCCGAGCUAUCGCCGGCGACAUGGCGGAGGUAGCUCUUCGAACAGAAAGCGUUCCCGCAGUCCACCGAUGUAUCGCCCGAGGCGCCGAUCGCCCCCACCCAUGCGUCGGCACGGGCAUGGACGGCGGCGUAGCCGUUCGCCGGGCAUGAAUGCGAGGGGAGGAGUUGGUGGUGGUGGUGGUGGAAUGCAGAUGGGCAUGAUGGUCGGUAAUCCGGCCGGGGAUCAGUACAUGAUGCAAGGAACGAUGUACGAUCCUUCCUUCUACGGGGGAUAUUCUAACAACGGUGGCUACAUGGGCGGAUACGGUGGGUACGAUUAUGGAAUGGUUUCCGGAGGGUACGGCACCGCAACGAUGAUGGAUCCAUCGCAGGGAAUGAUGAUGGGUGGUGGCGUACCAACCGAAUGGGAUCAUGCUCCCGUUCCACCGGUUGUCCAGGAAACGGAGGAGGAAAAACGCAAACGCGAAGCGGCAGUAACGCUAGAGCUAUUAAAUCAACGAGCGGCAAUGAAAAAGCAACGCGACGAUUACAAACAGCGGGCCGGUGCGCUGAAGCGUGAACUGAAAACGCUGAAAGAGCAACGGUCGGAUCUUUGCUCCGGGAGGGAACCGCCAUCACCGACGACGAACGGGUUUAUCAAUGAAAAUGACAAAUUGCAGUCGCAAAUACAGGACAAGAUCAAAACGAUCGAAAAUGUGAUCGAUAUGCUGGAUGGUAUCAUAGCGAAGGAUAGGACACCGUCGCCACCGCCCGGUAUGCUGUUACCCGGCACCCUGGCACCGCUUCACACCAUUCCGGAAACGUCGCCCACCGGUGGAGCGCGCGAGGGUGAGGCCGGAGAUGCGAAUCGUCGCGCGUACCGCAAUCCAUCGCACUCGCCCCGUGCCGAUGGUGGCAGCACGCAGAAUCGUGCCCGGUCGGAGUCACCAUCUCCCGAGCGGUUGAAGAAUGAAGUCUUGGAGAGUAUGCAAGCCCGGGGAAAGCGCAAAACAUCAGAAAGACCAACUGAUCAUUCCGAUGGCAGGAAGAAGAAACCUCCCUACAAUUACGUGCACUUCGAUCCGGAGCUGCACUGGUGCACCAGCUGCAACGUGUUUCCGAAAACGGCCAAAGAGUAUCUGGCCCACUUGCACUCGGAGCAGCACCAAACCCGGACGCUCAUUGACGAAGGCUCGAGCGAAGAGCAGAAGCUGGAGGUAGCACCGUGGCGGACCAAGCUGGACAAAGACGACACAAUGACCAAUCCCGAUGCGCCGUCCAAAAGGGUACCGAUACGUGGGUUAGAAUUUUUCGUUCCAGCGACGGCCUGGUACUGCAAGCUGUGCCACUACUGGAUGGGGGAUCUCCACUGCGCUUCUUGGCAUCUGAAGUCACAAAGCCAUGCUGAUGCGUACAGCAAACAUAUCAGCGGCCAUAAGAACUAUGAAAUGAACUGGAUGGCGGAUCGGCAAACAGCGCUCGAAGAGUACGGCCAAUCGAACCAAGAUGGAGACAUUCCUGCACCACCGCCACCACCCACUGCCGAAGAGUUGCGGCAUGCUGCUUCUGGCACACCAUCGACCACCGGUAGCGCGUUACAGGGAUCCUCCUCGUUCCACAUUUUACCCAAAAGUUCCAACCAGGAGCACGGCAGCUCAUCGUGCGAUCUGGCCGCCAAGUCCGAUCCACAAGCAGCAGCGGCAAGUGCAGGCACUUCGAAAAAGGCCAAGAAAAAGAAGUCUCGCAAAGAGGAGCGAAAGGAAAGGAAGAAAAAGAAGCGCACAAAGAAGCGGAAGCGUGCGGCUGCUUCGUCCAGUUCCUCCUCGUCGUCGAGCAGCAGCUCCGAGUCGUCCGAUUCGGAAUCCGACACCGGCUCGGACGAUGGCAGCAAGGGAAGCGCAAAGGAUGAAAAUCCGAUCCACACGGCUGUGCGUAACAUUUUGAACGCGAAGGAAGUGAAUGCGAGGGAAGUGAUGGCGGCGGCAGCUGUCGCUGCAGCAGCAGCCGCUGCUUCCAAGCAUGGCGCUAACGAUAACGGUUCGGGUCCUGCCGGUGGAGGAAAGGGCGAGCCAAACUUAGGCAAAUGGACGGUUGUUCAUCCGGCACAGGAAAGAAAGCUGGCUUCGAUACAUUCGAUACCACCGCCAAAGCCAACAGCGAACUUCCCAAACACAGCGACCAAUUCCUCCACCAUGGACGGGGACGAUAAGAAGCGCAAUGCGGCACGCGACGACGAACGAGACCGGGACCGUGAGAAGGAUCGUGACCGGGGGGAUCGCGACAGAGAUCGACGUAGCGUCGAUCGCCGGGACCGUUGGGAUCGACGGGACAGCCCGGAACGGUACGGUGGACGGGAUCGUGAUCGCGGACGGCGGUAUGACUAUCGUGACUAUCGUGAUCGUCGCGAUCGACGCCGUAGUCGAUCGAGGGGACGUAGAAGCCGCAGUGGAAGCGGUCCAGGACGUAGAUUCCGCCGGCGUUCGUACUCUCGCUCGCGUUCUCGAUCGCGCAGCCGGUCCCGAUCGAGCCGGGGAAGUCAUCGCGUUAUCGAAAAGCCAGUGGUCAACUUUCCCCCUCAGCCGAAACCGGUUAAGGUGGACAAGAAAGGAUCGAAAGCACCCGGUAAAGCGUUUGGCGGCCGUUCGGAGGAAGGGUCGACGAGCAAAAAGAGCAAAUCUUCAUCGUGCGGAACUGUCAAAGAGAACAACAGCGUGCUACCGAAGAAGCUUCCGUUCAUUGGACGAAUGCCGGUGUUUAAGAAGCAGCAGGCCGAAAAUGCUAGAAAAGAAGAAGCGGCAGCAGCAGCGGCUGCCGCUGUUCCAAGCGCGGAAGAAAGCAACGAUGGCGUUGUGGCGGAGCGACCCGAGGAAUUGGCUUCGACGGACGCGAAUGAUGCAGCCCGCACCCAAAUGGCCACCGGUGGUGAGGCUAGUGAAUCUGCCGCGAUAGCUUUGACGAUGAUGCCGGGUCAGGAGGCUGGCGUGUAUGAUUCCCAAGCAGUGCAAGGAGCAGAAGCCUAUCAGUACGCGGAGCAAGACAUGGGGGAAACAGUGAUACCUCAAGACAUGGAUGUGGCAAGUGCGGAAGAACAAAUCGGAGAGGACAAUGUGGUCAGUCAGGAGGAAACCAAUACCGAGCCAAACCUCGACAGCACCGAACAGCAGGACGCGUACGUCACAGCCGAUGGGCAAGUGCCGCUGCCGAAAGAUUUUCAGGAAGCGCUCGACAUCAUUUACGACGGUGGCGAUAAACCGAAGCGAGCGGAUGUGAUUGCAAAGGAAGCGGCGGCUGCAGCAGCGGCCGCGGCCGCAGCAGCAGCCGCCAAAGCCGAAAUAGUGCCUGACCCGCACGAGCAAGGAUCGCUUAUGCCGGGCAUGGGCGUACCGAUGAUGAUGGAUCACGAUCAGCCGCACAUGAUUGUGCCGGAAGCGAUCGAUAUGUAUAACCAGCAGUACGCACUCGAGUACGGGAUGCAUUCGGCGGCGUACAUGGCAGCAGCAGCUGGCGCAGCCGCGGUGCAUGGUAUGAUGGGCAUGGGUCACGGCGUCGUACCGACGGAAAUGCAUUACGUAGAGGACGAAUCGCAGAACCAACCGCUCGACAAUAUGAUGUACGGCGCAAUGCAUACGGCCUCGGGUGCGGCGGCAAUGAUGCACCACCAUCACCAGCAAAUGUUGGCCGCCGGUGCACUCGAUCCAAAUGCUGCGGCGUACGCGAUGGCAAUGGUUGCCGGUGGUGGAUACACGCCGGAAAUGAUGGCCAUGCACCAUCAGGCGUCGGUAGGCGUUACGGAUGGUGGUGUAAUGAUGGAGCAGACGGCAUCGGACGCUGCGUUGAGCGAGGUUUAUCCUUCGGAAAGUACAACACAAGCGGCAGAAAGUGAAACGGCUCUAGCUGACACAGAGGAAGCUGAAGCAAGCGGUAGGAAAGUAGAGGAACCUCCUGCUGACACUCCUAAUGACGAAGAAAAGCCGUCAGAAGUAGUGGAGGAAAACGAAGCUGCAGAUGACAAUGUGGCUGAAGAAUCAGAAAUGAUAAGCGACCGGAACAACGAACAGGUUGAGGGAGUAGCAGAAGGAGAUGCAGUAGAAGAGGCAACUUUCUACUCGGAUCACGAGCAGCAGCAGCAGCACUUGGUAAAUGAAGAAUCUGUUGAAGGAGAAGAUCAAGCGGUGGAAGAAAUCACCUACGAGCAGCAUGUUGUUGAUGAAGAAUCAGCCGAGGCAGAGCAGGCAGUAGAAGGAAUCUUCUCCUACACGGAACACGAACAGCACCACAGCGUAGAAGACGCGUCGGUGUACGAUAACGACGCAGAACAAGUUGUCGACAUGCCUGUCGAGGAACAGUACGUUGAAGAUUCGAUGCCAUCGAACGCGGAUCAGUACGAGCAACCGGCAUCGGAAGAGAAUUGUGAAGAAGAGGCACAGUCGUCGAACGAACCGUUCGAACAAGCUACCUCGGAAGAGGACGAUGGCGAACAGCGGGUGUUAGCAUCCUCAAGGGGGGUUGUUCAGUACGAGCAAACCGAUCCAAUGGAAUCGACGCAAUCCUUGCUGGAUAGCAUGAUGGCCGCUGCUAUGGGCAACUACGUUGAAGAGGAAGUGGUCGAAGAACAUUCACAGGAUUCUUAAUAAUAGACGAAUGGCAGGAGUCUCUUUUUUUAAACUUCAAACACAUAACGUUCAGUACACUUGUUUCUAUGGUUUAAUUGCAGCUGCAGCAGGGCCAUUAUAAACGAUUCUCCGCUAUGAUAUAGCGACGUCCUAGAUGAGUUCUCUGCCGUGUAUUGAACCUGCUAGAUCAGCCGAAUAGUCACGGCUCGGUCGUGCUAGGCCGAACGUUUCUUUUUUUGUAAAAUUUCACACUUAUGAUAACAAUUUUAUUACAUCAAGAUUUAAUGAAUGCCUAAAAUACAUCUGGUCAGGCUAUUUUAACUCCUGUGUCUUUACGUACAAUUUAAAACGGCAUCGCGUAGCUGUAUGUGGUGGUGUACAUGGAAGUAAAUAAAUAAAUGAUAAACAAAAGUACAAUAAA